CGAGCAGUUGGCAAUGUUUACAAUUUAAAGUUUGACACGACAGAAACACUCGCUAGAACAAAGACGUGGAACUGUGUGAUCUCACAACGAUACGAGCAGUUGGCAAUGUUUACAAUUUAAAGUUUGACACGACAGAAACACUCGCUAGGACAAAGACGUGGAACUGUGUGAUCUCACAACGAUACGAGCAGUUGGCAAUGUUUACAAUUUAAAGUUUGACACGACAGAAACACUCGCUAGAACAAAGACGUGGAACUGUGUGAUCUCACAACGAUACGAGCAGUUGGCAAUGUUUACAAUUUAAAGUUUGACACGACAGAAACACUCGCUAGGACAAAGACGUGGAACUGUGUGAUCUCACAACGAUACGAGCAGUUGGCGAUGUUUACAAAUAGUUUCAAGUUUAAUACUGUCAGGGACACGACGCAGAUAACAAGUGUUUGCCUGAUAUCGGCAGUCUGAGUGUCUUUUCCAGCUUCGAACCAAGUGGCCCCAACCUGGAUAGGCUCGCACAAAAAUUGGUCUCUGUCGAGACCUCCUCGCUGUAAGGAUGAGACUGAGGAUUCUAGCAGAACAACCUUAGACCUCGUCGCUGUAAGGAUGAAACUGAGGAUUCUACCAAACCAACCUCAGAGUCUAGCCGUUGUACGACAAUACAUGGUCGCAGUUUCAGCCUCGUUGCCGUUUGCAGUUGCUGGCUCAGUGGUAGCAUGGCCGUCUCCAAUUCUACCCAAGAUGCUCGCCCAAGAAGCUCCUAUUUCCAUGAACAUCAGAGAGAUCGCAUGGAUGGUAUCACUUCUGUACCUGGGAAACCUAACGAGUCCCAUUCCAGCAGAGUAUUUGGCCGACAGCUACGGCCGAAGGAAGAUUCUUCUGUACACCGGUCUUGUGUCUGUCAUGUCCUGGCUGAUGAUACUGUUCGCCACGAACUCCACACAUCUGUUUGUCGCGAGGUUUCUAGCCGGCCUACAGUUCGGGAUGAUCGCGACCGUUCAACCCAUUUACAUCGGGGAAAUAUCACAACCGGACAUUCGAGGAACUUUGAACACCUUCAAUAAUUUCAUGUUUGGCACCGGUAGUCUUUUCUCGUUUGUGGUCGGGCCAUUUGUUUCUUAUUACACCUUCGCCCUCGUGUCAUUGGUUUUCCCUCUUCUCUUUUUGCUGACUUUCCUGUUCAUGCCUGAAUCACCAUACUACAGUUUGAUGAAAAACAGAACGGAAAAUGCCAGGGAGUCGUUGUUCUGGCUACGAGGGGAUCUCAACCGAAUUGAACUCGAAUCUGAGUUGAAUCAAAUUGAAAGAACUGUCCAAAAUCAAAUGCAGCGUCCUGGAUCUUUCGGUGAUCUCUUUGCUACGAAAUCUGCCAGGAAAGCUAUGGUCAUAAAUAUCGCCUUUUCCAUCAUAAAAAGGCUGACGGGGGCCGGAGCUAUAAUGACUUUUGGGUCAGUAUCCUUGCCCCACAGAACUUUCGGGGUCAUUAAUUCUGACGAGUGCAUGAUUAUACUGGGAAUUGUUAAUGUACUCUCCUCUUUUCUUGUCGCCUUUGUUGCGGACAUGUUUAGCCAGAAACAUCUACUAAUCGUAUCUUGCUCAGGAUGUUGCGUCACUACAUUAGUUCUCUCCGUAUGGUUUUUUAUGGACCCGAAUUACGAUUUAGACGUAAGCCAGUCAGAGUUUUCUCCAUUGUUAAUAUUUUUAGUUCACAACUUGUUCUACAAUCUCGCUUGUGGAUAUGCGGGAGCUGUUUUUCAGGCAGACAUCUUCCCUGGAAAUGUGAAGAUGAAAUCGACCGCCGUCACUACGAUAUCUCUCGCAUUUUCUUCUUUCAUCAUUAACAAGUUCUACCUCGUAAUCGCUCACUAUGAGGGCGUUUUCUUCAACUACGUUAUUUUCACUGUGGGUUCUUUUCUUGGGGUGUUAUUUUUUGUUCUCUACCUGCCAGAAACGAGAGGCAAGACAUUGGAAGAAAUACAAAUCAUGCUCGGUGGUUCCGUGGGUGCUAAUGUUACUUCACUUCCUCAAACUCGGACGUUUUAGUUACUACGAAGAUCACCUCAACUAUAGUUUAUAUGUGAAAUAUUCUCUCUACUGUGUAUUAAAUAUUCUAAAUUAUUGAACAGAGUAUGUAAAAGGUUUGUGCAUAUUAUUAAGUGCUGUAUCUAGUCAUUAUAUUUAAAUUUGAAUUCAC
Molecule: messenger RNA, 2188 nt
Organism: Homalodisca vitripennis (glassy-winged sharpshooter)
Lineage: Eukaryota; Metazoa; Arthropoda; Insecta; Hemiptera; Cicadellidae
Product: facilitated trehalose transporter Tret1-like
Exons: 3
Coding region: 601-2037 (478 amino acids)
Biological process (GO): transmembrane transport
Cellular component (GO): membrane
Molecular function (GO): transmembrane transporter activity
Source: RefSeq, a predicted model, not a curated record